AUGUGUCGGCUGAGAACAUGCUACCUGCCGGAUGCCCAGAUAAGCACUGAGAUGCAGCUAAACGGGGGCCGGGGUGGCUGGAUUGACAUCCGGAACACCGUAGUCACAGGAGGCCCCGGGGAUGACGCCCUCCCUCCUCCUCUGGCGGCCCCUGGCGUCCCUUGGCUUGUGGCCGCCUCACUGCUGGGCACCUGCCUGUCCCCCUUCCUUCUGCACCAGACGCUCCUGUCCCUGCCUCUUAGAGGACACAGGUCCUCUCCCCGCUCUCUUGACUCCAUCCUGGCCGAGAAGACGGUGAUCGUCCUGAAUGACCGCGUCACCAUCGCCGACCUGGGCGUGCAGCUGGUGGCUGGCUUGUCUCUUGCCCUGAAGCCUCACAGAGCGGACAAAAGAGCCAUCGUCUCGAUGGUGGCUGCCCAGGAUGUUCUCCGAGCCCCGCAGCAGCAAAUCCAGUUGAAUUAUAUCAAGGUCACUGUGUCUUUCAAGCAUGCCCGUCCCCACACGACAUCUUGUUGGAUUUUGUUCAGUGAUGGUUCGGUGACACCCUUAGACAUUGAUGAUCCCAUGGAUUUUUCAGUUACUGUGUCAUCAUUGGAUGAAAUGGUGGUGUCUGUCCAGUCAAACUUUCAGUCCCAAUGGCCGGUUGUGGUUGCACAGGGUGAAGGGCAAGGUCCCUUGAUUAAAUUAGAGAUGAUGAUUAGCGAACCCUGUCAGAAGACCAAGAGGAAGAGUGUUCUUGCCGUGGGUAAAGGAAACGUCAAGGUCAAAUUUGAACCAAAUGUUGAUGAGCACCUAGGAGGCACCAACGAUAUCGAGGGCAUCAGUCGGGAAUACAAAGACCUUAAUUCCAUACAGCGUGAAGGAAACCAGGAGAGAGCGGUUCAGGAGUGGUUCCAACAUGGCGCCUCUGUUGGCCAAGAGGAACGUAGCAACAGAAGCACAACCCCACAGUACCCCCUGGAAGGAAAGGAUAAGAAGUUGCUCAAGAGUGGCGGUCCAGACGCCUUCACAAGCCUCCCCACUCAAGGGAAGUUACCGGAACCCAAUAAUCCCAGUGACCUUACAGUGACCUCAAGGGGGUUAACUGAUUUGGAGAUCGGCAUGUACGCUCUGCUCUGUGUCUUCUGCUUGGCCAUUUUGGUCUUCUUAAUCAACUGUGUGGCAUUUGUUUGGAAAUACAGACACAAAAGUUUCGCUGUGAGCGAACAAGGCAACAUCCCCCAUUCCCAUGACUGGGUCUGGCUUGGGAAUGAAGUAGAACUUCUGGAAAACCCCGUGGACAUCACCCUCCCGUCGGAGGAGUGCACAACCAUGAUAGACAGGGGGCUGCAGUUCGAGGAGAGGAACUUCCUUCUCAACGGCGGCUCCCAGAAGACUUUCCAUAGUCAACUACUCUUUUAGAAACAUGACUAGGGAAAAAUCUAGUCCUCUCUUCAAGAUCUGUUUGAUUGUCCUACAAGUUUCAUUACUUGGGCCUUGUCACCUCUUUCCAUUGACUGAGUAUCCAUGC
Molecule: messenger RNA, 1510 nt
Organism: Acinonyx jubatus (cheetah)
Lineage: Eukaryota; Metazoa; Chordata; Mammalia; Carnivora; Felidae
Product: transmembrane protein 132B-like
Source: RefSeq, a predicted model, not a curated record